Messenger RNA from Planococcus citri (citrus mealybug), 2154 nucleotides. Its product is annotated as venom protease-like. Gene Ontology annotation, biological process: proteolysis. Lineage: Eukaryota; Metazoa; Arthropoda; Insecta; Hemiptera; Pseudococcidae. Bases 256 to 1386 code for a protein of 376 amino acids. Gene Ontology annotation, molecular function: serine-type endopeptidase activity. The record is from RefSeq and is a predicted model, not a curated record. The transcript has 8 exons.
AAUCUUCUUAGUUGCAAAUCUAGUCUGCUGGCUAAACAUUCAGUGUUUUUUUGGAUCUACAUAAAUAGGUACCUAAUCAACCAGUUAGUGCUACGUAGUUAUAUUGAUGUGACCGGUUCUUCGCGUGAAAUUUCGAAUGAAUUUGAUUUGAAAUUUGUUCUUCGAAAAUAAAUUUUGAAAUAAGAUAUUUUUUCUUUAAAUUUUCUGCAAAUUUCUAGAAUAACAUAUCUUGCUGUGUGUAGAUCGAUAUUUAGAAUGUUGCUUUAUCCGUUAUUCGUAGUACUAUUAUUUUGCUGUGAUGCAUUUGGUAGUAGUGUCCAUCGAAGAAUUAUUAGACAAACUGGUGACUCCUGCAGAACACCCAAUAAUGAAGCAGGAAAUUGUAUGAAUAUUAAAAAUUGCCCUCACUUGAACGAUAAGUUAAAAGGAACACUCAACCAAAAAGAUAGAGACUUGCUGUCCAAAUCGCAAUGUGGAAGAGACACGACCGGUGUAAAAGUCUGCUGCAAUCUGAAUUCAAAUGAAACUACAGUGCCUCGAACAGGCGAUCCAGUCAACCCUACAGGCAGCAAUAAUACAGCAGCAACAGAUUACUCGAUUUGUGGCAAAUCUAAAAGAAAUACUAAUAAGAUCGUUGGAGGGCAAAAUUCUUCAUUAGGUGAUUGGCCAUGGAUAGUUGCAAUAGGAUAUCGUAGACCAUCUAAUCCAAACACAUUAUGGGAAUGUGGUGGUAGCUUGAUUUCAGACAGAUGGGUUAUCACAGCUGCUCAUUGUAUAGAAGGAAUAGGAUCUUUGGUUUUAACAACUGCUCGAAUGGGAGACUUACAUUUGGAUGAUCUAGUUGAAGAUGGAGCUUCACACGUAGACAUUGCAAUUGAAAAGAGCUUCGUUCAUCCUCAAUACUCAUCUACUAUGAAUGUAAAUGAUAUCGCAUUGUUACGUUUAAAAACUCCGGUCACUUUUACCAAGAACCUUCGUCCCAUUUGUAUAUUAACUAAAGAAGAUUACAAGAAAGAUGAUUUCUAUGUUAAUAAGAGUCCAUUUAUUGCUGGAUGGGGAAAUACCCAAGCAAGAGGAUAUAAAUCAGACAUGCUCCUCGAAACUCAAGUAGAUGUGGUAGACAUUCCAACUUGUGGUAAACAAUACCUAGCUGGCGGAUUACGAUCACCAAUUGACUCUCGAUUAAUUUGCGCCAGUAGAAUGGGAAAAGACAGUUGUCAGGGUGACUCUGGUGGACCGUUAAUGCUUCCAGUAGGAUCUUCUUAUUAUUUGGCAGGACACGUGUCAUAUGGAGUUGGUUGUGCCAAUCCAAAUUUCCCAGGAGUGUAUACCAAAGUGGCAUAUUUUACAGACUGGAUAAAAUCAACGACAAAUCUAAAUUUGUAAUGUCGACAUUGAAAGAAGAAUCAAGAGUGAUAAGGGGUAAGAAGGGAUAAAAAAAAUGGGAUCACGUAUAGAACUGACAAUGAGUAAAUUUUGCAUCAAUUUUGACUUUUUUUUUUGAGAAUUAUUUUUUGAAUUUUUUGAUGAAGUGAAUUGAUUGAACCAGAUAGGUAUUUUGACCAUCUAAAAAUGCAGAAUUGAGGUGUCCCUGUUUCCUUUUUUCCUUCAAAUUAAAGACUGAAAAAAAUGGUCUAAAAUUAAUUUAGCUGAAACCUCGCAAUAAUUUCAAAAAAAUUGUUGCCUCUUAAUUAACAUUGCGAGAGUCAGAAAAUCCGGUUGUGAAGCUUUUUUUUUAGUUCUGUGGAUUAUAAAAUAGGUACCAAAUGUUUGAAUGUUUAAAAAAACUAAGGAUACGAAUGAUACGGUAUCGGAUGAUAUUUUAGGAAUCAAAAUGAAGUUUACUAAAUGCAUUUGAAAAUAAUUUUUGUGAGUUGUGACAGAAUGAGAUUUUUUUUCCAAAUGCCUGGAAAGGGACACUGAACAUUUGAAAGAUAAAUUAUUGUUUCAAUUCAGCUAAAAAUUGAAAAUACUUCAUGCUGCUUUUAAAAAUACUUACUCGUAUUCCUUAAUUUUUUAAUCUGCCUACCCGAAUAUGCUUUAAUAUAAGUACCUAGAAUGAAUAAUAAACCCAUCGAAUUUUCGUUUAAACAAAAUAUGUUGUUUGAUUUCAAAGUGAUAUUGUUGUUUAAAAAUAAAAAAAUUAUGCUAAAA